UUCAUCAAAAUUCCUUGGCUCAAAAACAGAAAAACACAAACAAAUGGGGAGAGGGAAGAUCGAGAUCAAGCGGAUUGAAAACUCAAGCAACCGACAAGUCACUUAUUCAAAGAGACGAAAUGGGAUAAUCAAGAAGGCUAAAGAAAUCACUGUUCUUUGUGAUGCUCAUGUUUCUCUUGUUGUUUUUGCUAGCUCUGGCAAAAUGCAUGAGUAUUGCAGCCCUUCUAUGCAGUUGGUUGAUAUCUUGGAUAAGUAUCAUAAGCAAUCUGGGAAGAGGCUGUGGGAUGCUAAGCAUGAGAAUCUGAGCAACGAAUUGGACAGAGUCAAGAAGGAAAACGACAACAUGCAGAUUGAGCUGAGGCAUCUGAGAGGGGAAGAUAUAACGUCUCUCAAUUACAAGGAGCUAAUGGCUCUUGAAGAAGCUCUUGAAAAUGGCCUCAUUGGUGUUCGUGAAAAGCAGUCGGAGUUCAUGAAAAUGAUGAGGACAAAUGAAAGGAUGAUGGAAGAGGAGAAUAAGCGGCUGAACAAUGAGCUGUACCAAAAGGAGAUGGAAGCCAUGGGAGAAUGUGUGAGAGAAAUGGAUAAUGGAUACAAUCAGAGAAUGAGGGAUUUCAAUUCUCAGAUGCCUUUUGCCUUCAGAGUGCAGCCUAUUCAGCCAAAUCUACAAGAAAGGAUAUAAUUACCAUAUAAUAUAUAUAUGUUAUCAUUAUCAUAUAACUUUUAAGCUAAUGUUUUAAAACUAUAGGUUAUAUUAUGUUAUCAUAUGAUGAAAACUUUGGAUAUUGUUAAAGCAUUUUAUCUUAAUUUUAAUUGCUUGUAUACGACAUUCUAGAGGUAAAACGGUGAAUAAAUUAUGAUUCGUAUACAACA
Cucurbita pepo subsp. pepo (vegetable marrow) is the source of this 870-nucleotide messenger RNA. RefSeq names its product agamous-like MADS-box protein MADS9. Gene Ontology annotation, molecular function: RNA polymerase II transcription regulatory region sequence-specific DNA binding; protein dimerization activity; DNA-binding transcription factor activity. Gene Ontology annotation, biological process: positive regulation of transcription by RNA polymerase II. Gene Ontology annotation, cellular component: nucleus. NCBI's taxonomy places the organism in Eukaryota, Viridiplantae, Streptophyta, Magnoliopsida, Cucurbitales, Cucurbitaceae. The record is from RefSeq and is a predicted model, not a curated record.